UACAUUUAGAAUUUUGACAGAAGAGAAUACAAAAAAAUUUUAAAUCCCAUCAACGUUCACUGCAUGUACAAUAGAAAAAUUUCAGUUAAAAAAUGUCUCUUGAAAAAGUGCCUAAACGAAAUAACAAAAAAUCAAAAGAAAACGAAAAUACACCUCUUUCCACCUCGUCGUCCGGCACACCAAAAUGGAGACAGUCGCCGAUCGACUUAAAUAGUAUUAAUACAUGGACAAAAAAGUAUUCCCCAUUAUUACUUAACGGCUAUUGGCUAAACGAAGGUAUAGCUACCCUUACAAAUACUGGACGAACAGUCAAGAUCGAAUUAGAAGACAGGAAGCUGCCACUCAUGACGGGUGGCCCAUUGAAAGAUCAAGACUACCAAUUCAUGAAUAUACAAUUUCGUUGGGGUGCAGAGAACUGCUGUGGGGCCGAACAUUCAAUUGACAAUCAUUGGUAUUCCAUGGAGGUUCAAAUACUUCAUUGGAAUACUCAAUACGGUUCAAUUGAAAAGUGUUACGAUAAGUCAGACGGAAUGGCCAUUCUCUCAUAUCUAAUACAAGUCGUCGGUUGUCCCGGAAUACCAGACAAUCCAAUGUUUGCGAAAAUAACUCAGCAUCUGCCAAGAAUCAAGAAGAUGGGAAGCAGCGUCAACAUCGGACCUGAUUGUUUACGGUGGAUGAUGGAGGCAUGUUCAGAACCUGGUUAUUAUACUUACUUGGGUUCUUUAACGACACCACCUUAUCACGAAUGUGUCGUUUGGAUCGUUAUACCAAGACCGAUUAAAAUAUCUGCACGACAGAUCGAUGCCUUUCGAAAUAUUUAUGAUAAAAAAUGGGAGCCUAUCGUGAGAAAUUACAGGUGUCAACAAAACCUUCGUAGGAGACGAGUGUUGUAUGCCAGCAAUAGUGCUGUUGCUUAAAAAACAAAUUUAUG
Cephus cinctus (wheat stem sawfly) is the source of this 931-nucleotide messenger RNA. Its product is annotated as carbonic anhydrase 2. The transcript is spliced from 7 exons. The coding region runs from base 93 to 917 and encodes 274 amino acids. Gene Ontology annotation, molecular function: zinc ion binding; carbonate dehydratase activity. Lineage: Eukaryota; Metazoa; Arthropoda; Insecta; Hymenoptera; Cephidae. Gene Ontology annotation, cellular component: cytoplasm. The record is from RefSeq and is a predicted model, not a curated record.